Bradysia coprophila is the source of this 2528-nucleotide messenger RNA. Its product is annotated as dnaJ homolog subfamily C member 2. NCBI's taxonomy places the organism in Eukaryota, Metazoa, Arthropoda, Insecta, Diptera, Sciaridae. Gene Ontology annotation, cellular component: cytosol. Gene Ontology annotation, molecular function: Hsp70 protein binding; ribosome binding. The record is from RefSeq and is a predicted model, not a curated record. Gene Ontology annotation, biological process: 'de novo' cotranslational protein folding; regulation of translational fidelity.
CUUUGCGCGUUUGUUAGCGACAUUUUAUUGUAACUUCAACAGCAGGACUUUAGUGCAGCAUUAACAAUGUGUGAAAGUGAAAAUCAAAUGAAAAUCAGUUUCAUUGGCAAAUUUUGAACAUUUUCCAAUUUGGGACGCUAACAAAUCAAUGAUUUUUUUAUCAACAUCAAUCGUACAUAGUGUUCAUUCGGUAGCAAAUAAUUCGAUUAGCUGAAAUCGGUUUUUCGCAUUUGUACCACGUGUUUGAGGUUAUUCCCAAACGUCUUCGAUUGGCAUCCAUCGAAAGUUUUUCACAGCAAUAUAAAAGACCGCGCUAAACACGACCAGGGUGAUAACAUGGCUGUACAAGAAGAAAAUCAAACUAAAACAGUGGCUGUGCUAGAUUCAUUGACACAGAUUCGUGUGCAAUGUGCGGGUCCUCAUUUUAUGAAAUAUUUGGCUAGAAUUCGUCACGGUAUUGAUGGCAAUUUGUCAAAUGCUAGUUCAAUAGACAAAAUAUCGGACGACGAAGACAAAUUUGAAAUCGAUGUCGAUUAUUUACGUAGCUUGGAUCCGAAAGAGUGGAAGGAUCAGGAUCAUUAUCACGUUUUGGGAUUAAAAAAAUUGAGAUUCAAUGCCACUGAUGACGACAUACGUCGAGCUUAUAGAAAAAUUGUUUUGAAACAUCAUCCCGACAAACGAAAGGCACAAGGUGAAGAGAUUCGUCAAGAAGACGAUUAUUUCACGUGUAUCACAAAGGCGUAUGAAACACUAGGAAAUCCUAUAAAGCGAAGGUCCUAUGAUUCAAUUGAUCCGGAAUUUGACGAUUCUCUACCGUCGUCUAGUGAAAUUGAAAAGCGUUUCUACGAGACCUUCAGCGAGUAUUUUACUUCAAAUGCGCGAUGGAGCGAGAAGAAAAAUGUUCCAGUCAUUGGUGAUGAAAAUGCUUCACGACAGGAUGUAGACAACUUUUACAAUUUCUGGUACGACUUUGAAUCUUGGAGGGAGUACAGCUACUUGGAUGAAGAAGAUAAGGACAAGGGACAAGAUCGUGAAGAACGGCGAUGGAUAGAGAAGCAGAACAAAGAUAUUCGAAAGAAGCGGAAAAAGGAAGAAAUGUCUAGGAUCAGAUCUUUGGUAGACUUGGCGUACAACAACGAUCCGAGAAUCGUCAAAUUUCGUAAUGAGGAUAAGGAGAAGAAACUAGCUGCUAAGCGCGCACGAAUGAGUGUAGUUCAGGCGGCCAAGGCGGAGGAAGAGCGCGUUUUGAAGGAAGCACAACUAGCUAAAGAGAAGGCCGAGCAAGCCGAACAGAAACGCAUCGAGCAAAUACGAUUGGAGAAGGAACAGCAGAAACGUGCCUUGAAAAAAGAACGAAAAUUGUUACGCGACACUGCCAAAGAACAAAAUUACUAUUCGACAAGUGAGAAGGAGAAGAUUCGUAAUAUGGAGGGCGUGGAGAAGAUAUGUGAAAUGCUCAAAAUGUUGGAAUUGCAAUCGUUCAACAAACAGUUGCAGGCUGGCGGACGAGACGUAUUCAUCAAAGUAUUGAAAGAAACCGAAGACAAAUUGGAAGAGGAAAGAAAAGCAUUGUUCGAAACAAACAAACCGUCGGUUGCAGCUCAACCGAAAAAUGUUAUUCCAGUGGAUAAAAAUUCCCUUUGGAGUCCGGAAAAUAUGCAACUACUUAUCAAAGCUGUGAACCUGUUCCCAGCUGGUACUGUGCAACGUUGGGAAGUCACCGCAAAUUACUUAAAUCAGCAUGGUACUAAUUUAGGUGGCAAAAAAUUCAUAGCGCGUGACGUCCUAAACAAAGCGAAGGAUUUACAAAGUAGCGACUUCACGAAAAACACUCUGAAAUCUCAGGCGAACGAUGAUGCGUUCGCUUCUUUCCAGAAAUCGAAGAAAGAAUUGAAAAUCAUCGAUCAGGCCGACAUCAGUGUAAACGACGACAACGUCAAACCCGACUCAGCCCAACCCAAACAGAACGGUGUACCAAAUGAUAGCUCCACUGAAAAGUCAUCAGCCAAAUUGAACGGAACUGCAAAGAGUGCCAAUCCGACCACCGUUGCUGAGCCGAAACAGUGGACAAAAGAUGAGCAAGCGCUACUCGAACAGGCGAUGAAAACAUUUCCCAUAUCCACACCUGAACGCUGGGAUCGAAUAGCUGAAUGCAUACCGAACCGAAACAAAAAGGAUUGUUUGCGGCGGGUUAAGGAAUUGGUUGAUCGUGUGAACGCUAAACGAGAUGCGCAACAAGUUGUAAAAUAAAAUCAUUGGAAUGUCUCUCCUUUAGCUAAAAUUAUUGUAAAACGAAGGCAUUGUGUUUAGGUACCCUUAUAAUUUGAUGAAUUAAAAAUUAAAUUAAUUUUUAAAUCAGAGACGUUAAUUGAAAUUCACGCAUGGACAGUCGACUCGAUUUCAUAUUUUACCUAAUAAUUUAUUUUAAAGGUUUUUUGAUCCACUUACGCCAAUUUGUCUAAUUGAAUUGCUAUGAUGAAAUGAUUUAGUCAAAAAAUAAAUUAUUUUAUGGUAGCAACUGUUGAAAA